Messenger RNA from Perca fluviatilis (European perch), 1404 nucleotides. Its product is annotated as nuclear factor 7, ovary-like. The record is from RefSeq and is a predicted model, not a curated record. The transcript has a single exon. Gene Ontology annotation, molecular function: zinc ion binding; protein binding. NCBI's taxonomy places the organism in Eukaryota, Metazoa, Chordata, Actinopteri, Perciformes, Percidae. The coding region runs from base 22 to 1404 and encodes 460 amino acids.
UCUGCUUCACUCAGAAACUAAAUGGCUUCCAGAUUAGAGGAAGAUCUCUGCUGUCCUGUUUGCCAUGAAGUCUUUAAAGAUCCUGUCAUCCUGUCAUGUAGCCACAGCUUCUGUAGAGACUGUCUGCAGAGCUGGUGGACAGAGAAACUAAUACAUGAGUGUCCAGUUUGUAAGGAAAGAUCUUUGUUUGAACCGCCUUUAAACCGGAGGUUAAAGAACCUGUGUGAGAGUUUCCUACAGGAGAGAGAUCAGAGAGUUUCAGAGGCUCUCUGCAGUCUGCACUCUGAGAAACUCAAACUCUUCUGUCUGGACCAUCAGCAGCCAGUUUGUCUCGUCUGCAGAGAUUCAGAAAAACACUCCAAACACAGAAUCAGACCCAUCGAUGAAGCUGCACGACAACACAAGAAGAAACUUCAGGAAACUCUGGAGCCCUUAAAGGAGAAGUUAAAGGUUUUUGAACAAGUUAAAGUGGAGUUUGAUCAAACAGCAGAACACCUGAAGGUCAAGGCCCGAUGCACAGAGACACAGAUUAAGGAUCAGUUUAAGAAGCUUCACCAGUUUCUAGAAGAGGAAGAGAAGGCCAGGAUGGCUGCACUGAGGGAGGAAGAGGAGCAGAAGAGUCAGAGGAUGAAGGAGAAGAUGGAGGCUCUGAGAAGAGAGAUAGCAGCUCUUUCAGACACAGUCAGAGCCACAGAGGAGCAGCUGAGAGCUGAAGAUGUCUCAUUCCUGAUCAACUACAAGGCUGCAGUGGAAAGAGUCCAGCAGCGCCCCCUGCUGGAGGAUCCACAGCUGCUCUCAGGAGCUCUGAUAGACGAGGCCAAACACCUGGGCAACCUGAGCUUCAACAUCUGGAACAAGAUGAAGGACCUGGUCUCCUACACUCCUCUGGUUCUGGACCCAAACACUGCUCAUCCAUAUCUCAUCCUGUCUGAAGAUCUGACCAGUGUGAGACGAGGACGAGAGAAACAGCAGCUUCCUGAUAAUCCACAGAGGAUUGAUUACCCCUGUGUCCUGGGCUCUGAGAGCUUUAACUCAGGGACUCACAGCUGGGAUGUCAAGGUUGGAGACAGUACAGACUGGUCACUGGGGGUGUUAGUCGAGUCUGUCCAGAGGAAGGGAGACAUAGAGUCUGGAUUAUGGAUAAUAUGGUUCUACAAUGGUAAAUACUCAGCAUUGUCUCCAUCAGCUCCAGACACUGUUCUCCGGUUGAAGAAGAAGCUCCAGAGGAUCAGAGUGACUCUGGACUGGAACAGAGGAAAUCUGCCGUUCUCUGAUCCUGAUACUAACACAGACAUACACACCUUCACACACACUUUCACUGAGAAGAUGUUUCCAUACUUUCAAACUGCGGGUGAACUGAAGGUUUCCCCAGUGAAGGUCUGUGUGACUGUACAACAGGAAUAA